Molecule: messenger RNA, 3557 nt
Organism: Hibiscus syriacus
Lineage: Eukaryota; Viridiplantae; Streptophyta; Magnoliopsida; Malvales; Malvaceae
Product: protein SMAX1-LIKE 8-like
Exons: 3
Coding region: 45-3374 (1109 amino acids)
Molecular function (GO): ATP binding; ATP hydrolysis activity
Source: RefSeq, a predicted model, not a curated record
GAAUAAAAUAAGUGUUCUUUUUUUUGUUUUUAUGAUAGCCGGCGAUGCCUACGCCGGUAAGUAUAGCGCGGCAAUGCUUAACGCCAGAGGCAGCUCACGCGUUAGACGAGGCGGUGAGAGUCGCACGACGGAGGGGACACGCGCAAACGACGUCGCUCCAUGCCAUUUCCGCUCUUCUUUCUCUCCCUUCAUCCCCACUACGCGACGCCUGCGAUCGUGCCCGUAACGCGGCUUACUCUCCUCGCCUCCAAUUCAAAGCGUUGGAGCUUUGCCUUAGCGUGUCACUGGACCGAGUCCCCUCGAGUCAACUCAGCAACGACCCGCCCGUCUCCAACUCGCUCAUGGCCGCUGUAAAGCGGUCACAGGCGAACCAGAGAAGACAGCCCGAAAAUUUCUACCUUUAUCGCGAUAUGUCGCAGCAAAAUCCUUCCAAUAAUAUCUCAUGUGUCAAAGUGGAGCUCCGACACUUGAUUUUAUCCAUACUCGAUGACCCAGUUGUUAGUCGGGUCUUCGGCGAGGCGGGUUUCCGGAGCUCAGAGAUCAAACUGGCAGUCAUCCGCCCCCUCCCUAGUCUCUUAAGAUACUCCCGACCACGUGGCCCACCGGUUUUCCUUUGCAAUCUUGAAAAUUCGGAUUCGGGUCAUGGAAACACCCGGAUCCCAGGACAUCGGGGCUUCAGUUUCCCGUUCCCGGGUUUUGCAUCGUUUUAUGAAGGAGAAGAAAGCUGUAGGAGAAUAGGAGAAGUUUUGGCGCGAAGGGGGAAUCCGCUACUUGUUGGUGCAUGUGCAAACGAUGCACUCGCGAAAUUCACGGAAUCAUUGGAGGAAAAAAAGGAUGGAUUUUUGUCUAAGAAAAUAACGAGGUUAAACAUAAUUUGCAUCCGAAAUUUGAUGUUGAAGUGCGUUAAUGAAGGUUUUGAUAAAGGGGAGAUGGAUUCAAAAUUCGAAGAAAUGGGUCGGGAAAUGGAAGGAUCCGGAUCUGGGGUGGUGGUGAACUAUGGGGAUUUGGAAAAUUUUGUCAGUAAAAAAGAUGAAGACAAGAACGAUGACAGCGUUGUCGAUCAAGAAGAUGGCCUUAGUUAUGCGGUUGGACAGUUAACGAGGUUAUUACAAGUUUAUGGAGGGAAAAUCUGGCUGUUGGGAGCUGCAACGAGUUAUCAGACAUAUUUGAAAUUCUUAAGCAGGUUUCCUUCAGUUGAAAAAGAUUGGGAUUUGCAGAUUUUGCCUAUCACUUCUGUUAAGAAGUCAUUGCCUCAGUCUUACCCCAAGUCCAGCUUGAUGGAGUCAUUUGUUCCAUUUGGUGGGUUCUUUGCUGCACCUUCUGAGUCAAAGGGGUCCUUGAGCACCUCAUAUCAACAUGUACCCCGCUGUCAUCUAUGCAACGAGAGGUGUGAACAAGAAGUAAUCGCAAUUUCAAAGGGACGAUUCAACGUUUCCGUGGCAGAUCAGUGUCGAUCUACUUUGCCUUCUUGGUUGCAGAUGACAGAGGUUGGAGCAAACAAGGGAUUAGACUUGAAGGCCAAAGAUGGGCAGUUAUUAAACACCAUGGUAGCAGGACUGCAAAAGAAGUGGGACAAUAUUUGCCAGCGCCUUCAUCAUACUCAUCCAGGCCCGGAGUCAAACACUUCUCCAGAAAAUCAUCCAUUGUCAACUGUUCCGGGCUUUCAUUUCAUCCAAGACAAGAAGGAAAAUGCUCGUGGUCAUAGUAGCGACAACGGAAAUGCACCGGAUGGUGAAAAUCAUUGCAUAAAUUCAACUACAUGCUUGCCUCUUGAUUUUAAAACGAUGUCUACGUCACCAUCAAACGAUCCUUCCUCUGGAGUAUCCAGGACUGAAAAUGGAACUUUCCUGCCCAAACUAGGGGAAAAACCUUCCAAAGGAUGUGUUUUCGAAGCAACUGACUGUUUUUCCAAUUCAAGUGUUGUUGAUGCUAGUCAAGCAUCACCUACAUCUGUGACAACUGAUUUAGGGUUAGGUUUAUGCCCGGUUUCCUCAAGCAAGACAGUGAUGAAACCUACAAAUCGAAACCAUCCGGGUUUACUUCCUGCAAAUGUUGAUGCUAUUAAUGGGACUGUCUCCAGCCAUCAAUCUCAGUCCUCAUCCUCUUUCUCUCCUGACUUGGGUGGAAAACUUAACGUAAGCAAUUUCAAGACGCUUUUUAAAGCUGUCACCGAAAGAGUUGGAUGGCAACCUGAAGCUGUAAGUGUUAUUUGCCAAACAGUAGCUAAUUGCCGUGCACGAAACGAAAAAUGUCACGGAGCCAGUCGAAGAGGUGAUAUAUGGUUGAAUUUCUCUGGACCUGAUAGAUGUGCAAAAAAGAAAAUUGCUGUUACACUUGCAGACAUAAUAUAUGGAAGCAGAGAAAAAUUCACCUACGUAGAUCUAAGUUCCCAAGAUGGGGUGGUGAUGGGUAUGCAGUUUCUCUUCAAUUCCCAGCAAGUGAAUUAUGAUUCAAGGUUCCGAGGGAAGACUGUGGUUGACUAUAUUGCCGAAGAGUUGAGCAAAAAGCCUUUGUCUGUUGUUUUCCUUGAAAAUGUAGAUCGAGCUGAUAUUCAGGUUCAGAGCUGGUUGUCCCGAGCUAUCCGAACUGGCAAGUUUCCGGACUCACAUGGAAGAGAAGUCGGCACCAGCAAUGCGAUAUUCGUGACGACUUCAACAUUAACCAAGGAAAAUCGAGUUGUUUGUCACAAACAACAAACAUCUGACUAUUCUGAAGAGAAAAUAUUGAGAGCCAAGGGUAGGCCACUGCAGAUAGUGAUCAAAUAUGAUGACAACAUAAUUGCAAAAAGAAAUAGCAUCUCUAAGCUGGGGCUGUUGAAUAAAAGAAAGCUGAUCGGCUCCCAUGAAACUCUGGAGCAGCAUGAGAUGAUGGAAAUUACCAAGAGGGCUAACCGAACAUCAUCUUUGAAUCUAGAUUUGAACAUUCCGGCUGAAGAAAGUGAAUUGCAGGAUACUGAUGAUGCAACUGUUGAUUGUGACUGUGUCAAUGAGAGCGCCAUGCAUUGGUUGCAGGAUUUCUUUGAUCAAUCUAUCAAGAACGUGGUAUUCAAGUCAUUUGAUUUUGAUGCACUUGCGGAGGAAGUACGUGACAACAUAAACCAGAGUUUCCGCAAGUCAAUAGGCGCAGAGUGUUUGUUAGUGAUAGAGUCAGAAGCUAUGGAACAACUAGUAGCAGUUGCAUAUUUAUCCGAUGAGAAAAGGGCGUUGAGUGAUUGGGUGGAACAAGUUCUUAACAAGGGAUUUGCAGAAGUUGAGAAAAAGCACAACCUCAACGCUCGCACUGUGGUGAAACUUGUCCCCUAUGAGGGCCUCCCUUCCGAGGAGCACACACUAGGACUAGGUGUUUGUGCUCCCCCCAGAAUUAUUAUCAAUUAAUAUAAGCAUUAUAAGCAUGCUUAGCUUCAUAAUCCCAUGGUUUUUUGGGGCAUCUUCUCAUCUUCCAGUUCCAGGUAGCUUGGUCGUGUAUAAUCAAAUCUGCAGUGAAGUGUUGGUGAAAAUGACCUUUUUUUUUGCUUGGUUUGAUUUCCUAUGGGUGUUUUUAGAUAUUGUAUUAAGUAA